CCGAUAUUCUGAUUGGUCAAUACGAAGUACUUAUUUUUUAAUAACGACCGCUGAAAGCGAAUAAUGACUCGCACGAGCUGCCUCGUUUUCACUUUCGCUUCAAUCAAAAUAUGGAUUCCACGAAAGCUCGCAAGUUUGCGAGCUAUAGCGAAGAGGACUUAAAGGAGAUAGUAAAUAACUCGGAAUCAGAUAAUACUAAAAGAUUAACAAGAAUUUCAGUCAACGUAUUUCGUGAAUAUUUACGUUCUAAAGAAAUAAGUCCCGAAUUCGAAGGCCUAGCGUGCGAGGAACUCGAUAGUCUGCUGGGGAGAUUUUAUGUGGAACUCCGUAAUAACAAAGGGGAAAUGUACAAAAAAACCACUCUCUUAUCAUAUCGUCAGGGUAUACAGAGAUUUCUGCAAUCUAUUCGUCCAGAUGUUGACAUUAUCAAGGGACCUCUCUUCCGAGAGUCAAACAAGUUUUUCAAAGGGAUGACAAUGGAAUUGAAGAGGCAGGGGCAGGCUAACAUAGACCACCAUCCUCCUGUAUCUGAUGCUGACUUGAUAAAAAUGUAUGACUACCUUUCAAGCUCUGACUCAGCCCAGGUGUUGCAACACAAGGUCUUUGUGGACAUCAUGAUGCACUUUGGUAGAAGAGGCCGAGAAAAUUUAAGAACUCUACGACGAUCAGACUUUUCUGUUAGUACUGAUGGAGAGGGAUGUAUGUAUGUGGAGAAAAUUCGAGAUGAACAAACAAAGAAUCAUCAAGACGACAGCUGCAAAGCAGAAGGCAGAAUGUAUGAAAUUAAAGAUAGUGACCGAUGUCCUUUGAGGAGCUUUGUGAAACUUAUCCGAAGAUUGAACCCACUGUGCCCAUUUUUAUUUCAACAGCCGCGUGCAGCACCAAAAGAUAACGUAUACUUCAAUAAUGUAGUGUUGGGGCACAACAAGAUUGGAAACAUGAUGAGUGCCAUCAGUGAAGCAGCCUCCUUGUCAAGGCGAUACACCAACCAUUCCCUUCGAGCAACCACCGUCCACAUUCUAGACGAAGCACGUGUGCCGAGUAGACAUAUCAUGAGUGUCACAGGGCACAAAUCGGAAAGUUCUUUAAAAACUUACUCGGGUCAAACAACCGAAAGUACAAAACGUUUAAUGUCAGAAACUUUAAGUGCACGUUCAGGAGUCGUGUCAUCAAAUUCAAAGUCUAACGCAUCAUCCACCAUUACCCAGGCUCAAUUACCUACCAAUGCAAAUUUUGAAAUUGGUUUCCCUUUGCCAAAGCCAUGUUCUCCAACUUCGACAACUUGCAAUGAUGAAGCAACCUUGAAUGAUGGUUUAGACAAUAUUUAUGCAAAUAUUCCCCUGCCAAAUGUUCCUGUUUUACCAACCAUGUACAAUUGUUCAAAUGUAACAGUCACCUACAAUAUCAGUUUUAAGAAUAAUCAGUAGACCAAGUACAUGUCCUAGUAUUUUGGUGAAAUCAGUGAAAGAGUUCAUGAACUCAAGAAUAAUAACUUCAGUGAUGUUACUGUUAUUAUUUUUAAUUUUGUUACAUGUUUUGUUAUUAUUGUUUUAAUUGUUGCACAUUGUCAUAAUAUGUUUUAAGGUUAAAAAUAAUGGCAUUUUUAUUGCCUAUAUGAAAUACAU
Molecule: messenger RNA, 1625 nt
Organism: Saccostrea cuccullata (small rock oyster)
Lineage: Eukaryota; Metazoa; Mollusca; Bivalvia; Ostreida; Ostreidae
Exons: 4
Coding region: 111-1427 (438 amino acids)
Biological process (GO): DNA recombination; DNA integration
Molecular function (GO): DNA binding
Source: RefSeq, a predicted model, not a curated record